AUGUCUGCCGCCGUCAUCGGCUCCACCGGCCUCGUCGGCUCGCACAUCCUAUCCAACCUCCUAGCCGGCGACAUCUACAAGCCCGUCCACACAAUCACCCGCCGCGCCCCCAAGCCCUCCUCGCCGAACCUCAGCUCCAUCGUCGACGCCGACACCACCAAAUGGGCCGCCGCGCUGACCGGCCUCUCGCCCGCCCCAGCCGCCGUCUUCUCCGCCCUGGGCACCACGCGCGCCCAGGCCGGCGGUCUCGAGAACCAGCGCAAGAUUGACCACGACCUCAACAUCGAGCUGGCCAGGGCGGCCAAGGAAGCCGGCGUCGCCACGUUUGUAUUCAUCUCCAGCGCCGGCUCCGACGGCCUCCUGUCCGGCUGGGCCCCCUACAGCAAGAUGAAGAAGGGGGUGGAGGAUGCCGUCAGGGAGCUCGGCUUCGACCACGCCAUUAUCCUGCGGCCCGGUAUGAUCCUGGGAGAGCGCGAGACCAGCCGCGCCGCCGAGGGGUUCGCGCAAGCCGCCGUGAGGGGCUUGGGCAAGCUCAGCAGCGGCGUCCAGGAUGCCCUGGGGCAGGACGCCGAUGCUAUUGCCAGGGCGGCUGUCAAGGCUGCCCAGCUGGCGGGCGAGAACAAGGCGCCCGACAAGUUUUGGAUCAUUGGGGGGCAUGAGAUUUUGAAACUGGCACGUGCUGGGAAGGAGGAGCCUAAGGCUGCGGAAUCUUCAAAGUAA
Metarhizium brunneum ARSEF 3297 is the source of this 720-nucleotide messenger RNA. RefSeq names its product Protein fmp52-2. Gene Ontology annotation, biological process: import into nucleus. Gene Ontology annotation, cellular component: cytoplasm. The record is from RefSeq and is a predicted model, not a curated record. Lineage: Eukaryota; Fungi; Ascomycota; Sordariomycetes; Hypocreales; Clavicipitaceae.